This is a messenger RNA of Trichomycterus rosablanca, 6204 nucleotides long. RefSeq lists its product as uncharacterized. NCBI's taxonomy places the organism in Eukaryota, Metazoa, Chordata, Actinopteri, Siluriformes, Trichomycteridae. The coding region runs from base 1298 to 2341 and encodes 347 amino acids. Gene Ontology annotation, biological process: regulation of apoptotic process. The record is from RefSeq and is a predicted model, not a curated record. The transcript is spliced from 8 exons.
CAGGUAAGAACGUUUAAUAUUCACGCUGCUGAUGUGAGAAAUGCUUUUCUUUAUUACGGCUGCAAAAUGAAACAUUUAUUAUUGUUAAUUUAUUACGUGUUAAUAAUAAUUUAUUAACACUGUCGUGUAAAAUAUGCUUAAACUAAUAUAAUGAAUAAAUGUGUUACUAAACUGAAAGUGAAAGUUUAUAUCUUGCACCAAAAACACGAUUCUUAUCUACAUUUUCGGCAUUUAGCAGACACUUUUAUCCAAAGCGACUCACAAUUAUGACCUGAACAUGAUUUUGAGCAGUUGAGGUUAAUGGUCUUGCUCAGGGGCCCAACAGUGGCAACUUAGCAGUGGUGGGGCUUGAACCGGCAACCUUCUGAUUACUAGUCCAGUACCUUAACCACUGAGCUAUCACUGCCCCUGAAGAUAAAAUUCUGGACUAUUAAUGUGCAUCUCCUUAUAUUCAGUGAUUCAUUUAUUUAUGUAACUAUUCAUUUGUUAGUUAUGAUGCUGUAUAUCACAGUGUUAUUAGAAAGAAACCAUGUAAACAGGAAACACUGAUCUAAAAGCACUGAUCUAAUGUAAAAGAAUAUUGCUGAACUGUGAUAAUAACAUGAAUUACAGCCCUAAGUGGAGAAAAAGACAUAUUUUGUUUAUACUGACGCCAUUUCUACCCAACAGUUACAUUCAUGUAAUAAACAAUGAACAAAAUUAUUAUUUUUUGUGGCAGAGUGGCGCAAAGGGUAGUGCUGUUGCGUCACAGCAAGAAAGUCCUGGGUUCGAUUUCUUAGCAGGCUGGGUGAGCAGGGGUCAGUGUGGGUUUCCAUCAGGUUCUCCGGGUUUUCUCUCACACACGCAAAAACAACUGGAGCUGCAAAAUUUACUCGUGUGUGUGUGUGUGUGUUCUGUGAUGGACUGGCGACCUGUCCAGGGUGUUUCCUGCCAUUUGCCCAGUGAAUUAGUAUUUUGCAUAGAAAAUAGGACAAUCUGAUUUUUUUGCUGUUCUCACUCUUUAACGGUUCUAACAGGCACAUCAGUUAUACAUCAAUAACAUCAAAUAAAUAAAAUAUUCUCAUAUUUAUAGCAACAGUAUGGUGAAGGGCCUUUCCUUUAUUUCUGUGCACAAACAGCCAUUUUCAAACAGUGUUUUAGUUUGUAAACCUAAUCACUCUUUUUUGUCUUCAACAUGCCGUGCCAACAUCUGAGGGCGUGUCAGGCUGUAGAGGAACAAGAACGUUCUCUUAUCACAAAUAGUUGAUCCAUACUGCCUGUACAUCUGUAACAGCUGCACAAAUCCUCACAGGUGAAGAUGGCGUCCCCCGCCGAACGGUUCCUGAAGGUCCACAGGAGUGAAAUCGUGGGCCGAGUGAAGAGCGUAAACGGUCUGGCUGAUUGUCUGCUUGAGAAGGAAGUGAUUUCUAAGGAAGCAUUGAAUGAGAUCAGUAGCCAGAAACCAGAAGAGGAGCAGAUGAGGACAGUUUAUAAGCAUCUGAACAGCAGUAAGGCCUAUGAAUUAACAUUAGAAUGGCUGAAGAGACACGAGUCUCAUGUGAUGGAAGAUCUGGCAGAAAAGACAGAGACUCCGGAACCGAGCCACUCGAGAGAAAAAAGACAGAGAAUCCAGAACCAUGAAGCCAUGGAUGAAACAGAUUGUGAUCUCCAAACAUCACCAGAUCUCAAGACCUUAUCCACCAUGGCCAAACUGGACGACUGGGUCUCUGAUCCUAAAAUCAGUGAAAAACUGGUUAAUGACCUGAAGGAGAAGCUUGCUCAGGGUGAAAUGGAGGGUUUGGAGGAUUAUCUGAAGGACAUAAAGCUGAAAAAGAGUCUGUGUCUCACUGCUAAAGAGAUCAACGAGAUCAGACAGAGAAAAGAUCUUCGUUCAUUUCUUACAGACGUUAAAGGAGCCAAAUUUCCUAAAAAUACACUUGACCACUUUUUUGAGAAGGUCAGAAGUAAGGCCUCAACAGCCAAGAAAAAGCCUGAACAGUACAGUAAUUACGACGACUCCAUAAACCAUAAUGCAGAUGAUUUGAACAGCAGUGGAUACGGAUCUUCAUGCAGCUCAAGUUUUAAUAGCAGAGUGUUUCCUCACACUGUGUUCCCAAAUGAGGACGUGUUCAUAUGUGAAGGUGUCACUGAUGUCAGUCACACACACAACAUGGAGGUCACGGAUUACGAGUCCAAAAGCGCAGACCUAGACUUCAAAGCGGACGUUCCACACCCAACAGAAAACGCAGAUCAGAUUCAGCAAGCUGUCAGAAGCAGUGGAGGAACCAGGGAAUUAAAAGAAAAGCAGGAAAUGGACGACACUGACUGUCCUCCUCAAACAUCCUCUCAAAACCUUUUUUAAUGUUCCUCUGUUUGCCAAAAAGAGCAAGUUGUCCAGCUACAGUCCAAGCUACAGGACAAAGUCGAUACCUCAUUUGAAGAAAGAGCGGUGGUCUGGUUGUGGAAGGUUUGGAGCCAGAAGAUAAGCAGCAGAGCAGUUACAAUCAUGGAGAUGAUUUUGAUGAGCCGGAUGGACCACAAGGAAUGAUCAUUUUUCCAAAGCUUGAAGACGUUCCCCCUAGUACUUGGAGCCGAGACCUUCAACUACAGUCCGCAGAUGGUGGACGGCUAGAAAAACGCACGGACACACUAAGGAACACGGGUGAAGAGCUUAAGAAAGCCAACUGCUCCAACAUGUCUUCAUUAAAGAACCCAAAACCAAAAAGAGAGAAGAGGAGGAACGUGGAAGGACAGCCGAACAGAAGAAUCGAGCAGUACGGCACUGUGCUUUGUAACUGGUUAAUGAAUCAAUGCAGCGGCAGUGAGGAGGAGUUCAAGAAAUUAUUCGACCGUAUCUCAGUAAAACACGUAGUAGAACACAGCGAGUACCCGUUCUUCAUAGCUGAAAACAUCACAGUGUUUAAGAACCCACAAACUGGUGAAGAACAGAUCAUCGUCGUGAAGGAUGAGAAGAAGAACUCCACAGAGACCACAAGUCUGAUCCAUUAUCAGAUGUUUGUGUGUGACAUUCAGAAAACUGUCCUCUUAGGUUCUAAAGAGCCUAAAGAGAAGCAGAUCGGCUUUGAGGAGUCCGAGGUUCCUGUAAAUCGCUGCCUGAGGAGCAUCCUGGAGGUGUUCGCUCCUGCUCUCGCUGUGUUCAAAAAUAUUCAAAGAAAAGAAAGACUGGACUCGUAUCUGAAAACGAUCCAAGGGCGGAAAGAAAAUCCUCGUUAGUGUAUUUGUGGAGGAUCAGAGAACAGUACAUGGAACAGGAGUUUUGCCUAGGUUACAAACCCAAACUGUCAUCUUACGCUGGGAAAAUACGUCCAUUUGUUCAGAUAUAAUCCAAGAUUUUGAUUAUUUCUCAAUAUUUUGAGUCUUUAACGUUCACGGCUUCACACUGCAGCCCCGAUCAUGAAUGUUUUUUAAUCCAUUGUUUUGUUUCCACACUCGUCGACUGGCUGAUUAAGGACGUCUGUGCUGAAAAUACUCAGAAAAAAAAUAUUUACUGUUUUUUUAUUUCUUUUAUUGAUUUUUAAAACAAUACCUGCACAAAGCUGUAAAAUUUCUCCUAUUUUUGCAUAUUUGUCACACAGAAGUUUCAAAUCAAACUACUUUUAAUAUCAGACAGACUGAAAAAAUCAUUCCAACCUUCUGAGACCGCAUUCCAACAGAAGAACAUCGUACCAGGGUUUUUAAUCACACACGACUCCUACAUACAGGAGCAGCCGAAAGAAGAAAAGAAAUCUCAUUUUUUAUGUUUUUUUAGGUUUGACAGGGCAGUGGUAGCUCAGUAGUAAAGGUACUAGAUCAAAAGGUCACUGGUUUAAGCCCCACCACUGCCAAGCUGCCACUGUGUACUUUGGUGUCCUGCACAGAAAACUGAAGCUGAACGUUUUAAAGUUUAUGUUCCACUAAUUCAGUCACUGUAUAAGAUCAGCUGUUAAUAUUAAUAAAAUCCCAAGAAUAAAACUGAGCAUUUUAUCUUUUUUAUCACUCAUGUCAUGAUAUGAUUCCAGUAGUUUUCAGCAGUGUUGGACUUUGCCUCAUUAUGACGUCCACACACUUUAUUAUUCCAACCGCAGUGAGGGUCACAAGAACCUCGGUAAACUAACACAGAGCUCCACAAUCCAACCACCACAAAGGAUCCAGACUGACGAAGCUAUGGGUGCAAUAAGAUCCAGACUAAUGUAGCUAUGGCUGCACUAACUGAAAUCAUUCAGUGUGACAAACAUACAGUAACUGAGACUUUCAAACAGACGGGGGGCCAAAAGGUUCUUACAGCACUGUAGGUGUACAUGUGCGUUUAUGCCUGGUUCACACUACACGAUUUUUGCCCUGAUUUUCGUUCGCGACUGGUCAGCGCUAGAUUUGCCGGCUCGGGAACAACUCGGCUUUCGUCAAAGCGAGAUUUCUAGUAUGUCAGAUAUCUGAUCUGAGUUGCCCAACUGGCAGUGAGUGUUGAACAGCCAAUAAGAACGCAAGAUCUGGUGUGAGGGGAAACGCAGGGGAGGAGUGUAAACAGGUGGUACAGGGGUGUAAUAUAGUUUAUAUCAGAAUACAUCAGCACACACACGAGUUUUACAGUAUUUCUGACCUUAUUGUUCUCUACAAAACACCCACGCUGCAUUGCAAACAAUAUUUAUUAACCUCCAACUCACUAUAGAACAAUCCAUGCUGGUCGUGUUGCCAAAUCCACUCAGAUUCAUUUAUUUUUCCUCUUUGAUUUUACGCUGCACAUCAGCACACAAACUUUGAUCGCUCGCUACUUGUUGAGUGUAUUUUUGGACGUGGUAUCAUUAAACCCCUUGUCACUUCUCACGUGUGUUUUCGUGACAAAACGUAGUUUGGGAGACCAGAGAAGUUGGUGAUCCAGUUGGUGAUAGAUGGUGUAGUGUGAAACCCCCUAUCACCGAUCAGUCCUGUAGUGUGAAAUACAGACACACCUGAAAGACUCCCGGUUACAAGAGAUCCAGUCAUGUAGUGUGAACUGUACAGCGACCUGAUAACUCGGAAAGUCGUGUAGUGUGAACUUGGCAUUAGUUAUCUUACAAUAAAUGUUUUAUGUUGAUGAUUUUUUUACUAUCUGAAAAUUGUCUAAAUUUAAAACAGAUCUCAGGUCUGUAUCCACCAUGGCCAAACUGGACGAAUGGGUCUCUGAUCCCAAAAACAGCCAGAAUCUGAUUGAUGACCUGGAGAAGAAGCUCGAUCAAGGUGAAAUGAAGGCUCUGGAGGAUUAUCUGAAAAAUAAGAAGCUGAAAAAGAGUGUGUUUUUAUGCUGAUGACAUGGAUAAGAUUAAAAACAACGAUGAACUUGGGUGGUUCCUUGAUGUAAUGAACGACACUACAUUCCCUUUAAGUUUACUGGAUUUGUUUUUUCAGAGGAACACAGACUACAACCCGUCGAAUCAUUUACAGGCAUGUGAGGUGGGAAAAGAACCCCUUAGCCAGUAGUUCUGCACCUUCAGCUACGAACAAGGACAAUGAAAAGCUUAGAAGAAAGUGCAGGAGCGAGUUCUUGUGAAUUGGGCAAUGAAACAAUGUGAUGGGAGUGAGAAAGAGUUAAACAAGGUUCUUGAGAACAUCUCAAUUAGAAACAUGGUGGAAAACAAAGAGUACCCAUUUUUUGUAACUGAAAAUGUCAUGGUGUACAACAAACCACUAACUGAUGAGGAAGAAUCAGGAAGUAGGUUCUACAGCCAAGCACGUAGAGAACGUAAAAUUCUGGUCAUCACUGAUGAAAGGAGAAACUCGGUCAAAAUGAUGAAUCUGAUUCAUUAUCAGAUGUUUGUGAGCAACAUUCACACAACAGUCAUGUUAAGUACUAAAGAACCUAAAGAGCAGCACAUCAAGUAUAACGAGACUCUGGUUCCUACCAAUCUGUGUCUGAGGUGCAUUUUAGAGGUUUUCCUCCCCGCUCUGGCCGUCUUAAAAAAAAUGCAGAGAAAAGAGUUUGUUUUCACAGUUUAAGUUGUUUUUACACCUGAAAACAUGUAAUAAUAAACCUCAGUGAUCUCAGUUUAUCUCAUCAUCAUUCCCUCCACUCAUUUAUGUUUUACAGAAUAAAAGUUUAUUUCCUGGAUGUGACCUGAAGUAAAUUUUACUUUUAGUGAAGAUGUUCUCUACAUUAUUGUUUAUCACAUAUGUAACAUGAUUCAUGUGCACAAAUGAUAAAUGUGAUAUUUUCUUUUGUCUUCUUUCAAUAAAGUAAAGACACACCGCUCA